GCUGAAGAAGCCAGAAUACAAUCUGCUUGAGCAGGUGGGACAAGAGAGAGAGAACCAGCCGCUUCUGCAGCAGCCUGGCCUGUCACUUCUGCGGCAUGGAUCUCCAGAAGGUGCUGUCCAGAAUGGUUCUGUUCCUGCUUUUUCUUUAUCUGUCACCGCUAGGAGGUCGCUCUCACCCUCUGGGCAGUCCUAGCCAGUCUCCGGAACUAGUCAAAAUGCAGACGCUGCUGGACCUGCUGAGGGAAAAGGCACAGGAGAUGGCCCAGGGGCAGCUCCGGAAGGACCAAGAUCCCACAAAAGCCCCUCCCAAAAGCACCCUUGCAUCUCAAGACAGCACCCUCCAGGACCUGCAGAGACUUCGAAACACCAAGAAGAUUCAUAAUUCGGGCUGCUUUGGGCACAAGAUAGACCGGAUCGGCUCCGUCAGUCGUCUGGGCUGCAAUGUGCUGAAGCGGUAUUAGGAAGACUCCCGGCUGCAGAUACCUGCUUUCUGACUCCACCUGGGGCUCUUCCCCCAACUCUGGGACCCCUUUUUGAAGUGAUCCUAUUUAUUUAUUUAUUUUUAUUUAUUUUUGGUUGUUUUCUACAAGACUGUUUCUUACCUUUGAGCACAAGCUUUCCAUGGCGCAAUAAACACAGCAUUUCUUGCUUUU
Molecule: messenger RNA, 653 nt
Organism: Microtus oregoni (creeping vole)
Lineage: Eukaryota; Metazoa; Chordata; Mammalia; Rodentia; Cricetidae
Gene: Nppb
Product: natriuretic peptide B
Exons: 3
Coding region: 96-461 (121 amino acids)
Biological process (GO): neuropeptide signaling pathway; cGMP biosynthetic process; negative regulation of systemic arterial blood pressure
Cellular component (GO): nucleus; cytoplasm; extracellular region
Molecular function (GO): hormone activity; hormone receptor binding
Source: RefSeq, a predicted model, not a curated record